UCCUCGGAGCUCCUUGGCAAAGUGGGCCGAUGCCACCGCGUUUGGGGCCUCCGUAUGUUUUGGUGUCGGAUAAUUCAAAACAAUCGUCCAAACCCGAAUCAGAUUUUUAAUUAAACGCGGUGAUUGGCAUUUGAGGUGAUAAUCGAGUGGCCGAGAUUUGUUUACGGAGCGGCGCGAUGGCCCUCAACAAGAAAGGUGACCACGAUUUUUCCUCCAAGAUGCUGAAAAAUCAGGAGAAAUCCAAGACGCAGGCGAAAACGCACAGAUUUCAGCUCGAGCUCGGUGAAUCCAACGAGAAAACGUGUCCUGAAUUGAAUUACAGGGAACUCGUUGAGUCCGAGGAAAAGAAAGCGACGAAGAAGUUGGCCACUUUGAAAGAUGGCAAAGAAAGUUUCAUGGAUAUUGAUGAUGAAGAACGCAACCAGAUGGAGGCCAUGGCACGGAAGUUUGAGGAAAAAUAUGGCGGAUCUGGAACCAACAAGAAAAAGCGGAAAAAGGAGAAUCACAAUGAGGAAUACAGAGAUCUUGGUGCCGGUUAUGAUGACAAUGAUUCGUUCAUCGACAAUACUGAAGUGUAUGAUGAGAUUGUGCCUUGUGAAAUGACCACUGCACAAGGUGGAUUUUAUAUCAACUGCGGAGCUCUGGAGUUCAAGCAGGUUGAGGUUGAAGAGCCUCCUUCGGACGACGAUGACCAAUUAAAAGUCAAAAAGAAAAAGAACACGUCAGCUGCUAUCUGUUCGGACUCGUCAAGCGACGACGAUGAAGAUGACAGCGAUGAUGACGACGACGAUGAUGAUGACUCGGAUGAAUCCGAUGGCAAAGAGCCUGAAAAGUCUGAAAAGCCAAAGGAAGCUCCGCCAGCGCCACCACCACCGCCAAUAGUUGUGAAUGGCACAGUGAAGGCGGUGGAAACGUCGGUGAUAGCGACCAGCAAGGAAGUCAAGAGCCAGAUUUUGAAAAGACCGCCUCCAGACGCGGCCCCCAACGAUGUGCCUCCCGUUAAAAAACCUUCUGCCUCUCCAGAAAUCAUAGAUUUGGAGGUGAAGGAAAUUAAAAAGCCAGCUAAACCACAAAGCUCAGCCAUUAGUCUAGAGACUGCACUCAAAAAUGUUCCUGAAUUAACUGUAACCAUGAAGCCUCAGCAGAAAGUUGAGGUGAAGCCACAACCAAAAUGCGUCAUAGAACCUGCAAAAUCUCAACACAGAGAAGUGCCAAAGGAGAAAAGCUCCAGCAAAACAGGUGGCUUCUUCCAUCAACUCAGGGCAGCCGUUUCGUCAGCUGCGCUUCAAAAAGACGAUAAAAGACUGAAUAAUCAAAUGUCCCCACUAGAAGCUCCAUGGAACCGAGAAAUCUCGAAUUUGGUUGAGAAGAAUUUAGAUUUAUUGCUCAUCGACGGCCGGUUAAACAAAGAAGUGAUCGACUCAAAAUUCCUGCCGCUGUGGCCUAACAGUUGGAUGUUUAAGGAUAGCUUAUAUCAAAACCUGAACAGCAUUCUCAGGAAACUGAGACCCAGCCCCUCAAAAUUGCCUCCAACAACCACGAUACUCAAUUCAUCGCAAACCACAAUCACCCCUAUCCCGCCUAAGCCUGCCAAAGUUCACGGCACAGAGCAGCCCAACAGCCAGCACUCAAGCGGAAGCAAACCGGAUAAAUAUUCGCCAGGCAGCAGGCACCACGAAUCGCGAGAGCAGAAAAUGGCAUACUCAAGAGCGGAAGCGCAACACCAUGUGGACGACCUUCUCACUCAGGUGAUCAGAGAGCACCUGCCGUCACCAAAGCCCAGCUCGAGCAGAUCUAGUCACAUUCCACUCAAGAACGAAUCCCGGCAGCUAAAACUGGUGCCCGAGGAGGACCUGCGGGGCGUGAAGCACUCUGGCGCGCCGGCCGUGUCGGUUGACUCUGAGGCGUCCGUGCAGAUGGAGAUGAAGCGGGUGAUGCAGGAGCUGGUCGAGCUGAACGAGCGGCGCAAUCUGUUCCCGACACCAGCAGGCGAGUUGGCGGCGGGCGGCUCCAGGGUGCCGACCUCGAGUGCGUCGCGGCUGCAGUUCAACGAGCAGCUGGCCGCCACCUACCACAGUUUCCUGCCGCGCCACUGCGAGGACAAGCAGGCCCAGAUGGAGGAGCUCUUCUCCCGCAUGCAACAGCAGCAACAACAGAUGCCCAAGGGGGCCGGCGGUGCCGACUUCCGCAACCAGCCCCCUGGCGCCUUCCUGCCCAACCAGUUCGGUGGCUUCCAGGACGAGUUCCAUAGGCACCUGACUACGGUCCGAAGCACAACUGACCCUCCGUUCCCUCACAACCUGCCCACAGACUACUCCAAGAGCUGGAAAUUCUGAACCGCCCCCCUGCCAAGCCAUCACGCUGCCAUUGUGAGACGAGCGUGUUUUAAAUGCGAGCAGCUGCAAGUGGCUCCACUUAUCAAGUCUCUCAUCAGUAUUAGUUUCCAUUAUGUACUAAUUUGUCUGUGUAUGAAAAUUGUGUAUAGCGUUGGAUCAAGCUGCAGCGAGUCACGAGUGUCUGAUGAAAAUUUCAUUUCCACACGCGCGGUUAUUAUCCUCUCUGAUUUUGCUAGAGCUCUCACGUUGUUUUCUUUUUUAGUAUUUUUUAAGCAUACAAAAUAAAAUAUUUAUUGAAUAUUUAAGCAUA
Messenger RNA from Cloeon dipterum, 2646 nucleotides. It is a transcript of the gene yem, whose product is annotated as yemanuclein. The record is from RefSeq and is a predicted model, not a curated record. Bases 177 to 2336 code for a protein of 719 amino acids. Gene Ontology annotation, cellular component: nucleus. Gene Ontology annotation, biological process: chromatin organization. NCBI's taxonomy places the organism in Eukaryota, Metazoa, Arthropoda, Insecta, Ephemeroptera, Baetidae. The transcript has 11 exons.